Messenger RNA from Exophiala oligosperma, 1311 nucleotides. RefSeq lists its product as uncharacterized. The transcript has a single exon. Gene Ontology annotation, cellular component: RNA polymerase I complex. Gene Ontology annotation, biological process: DNA-templated transcription initiation. Bases 1 to 1311 code for a protein of 436 amino acids. Lineage: Eukaryota; Fungi; Ascomycota; Eurotiomycetes; Chaetothyriales; Herpotrichiellaceae. The record is from RefSeq and is a predicted model, not a curated record.
AUGUCAAUACGACUCAAUGGCGAGAUCUCUUCGCCUCCGGUAAAUACAGACAAGAUGAUCUCCACCAAGAAAAGAAAGCACGCUUCUGAGGACAAAGAAGCUUCGAAAAAGAAGAAGAAGAGAAAGACCGAAGAUGCGGAAGUGACGGCCACAACGGAAGAACAGCCUGUGACAGACGCAAAGAAGAAAAAGAAGAAGUCUAAAAGCAAAGACAAGGAAAAUUCAACAGCGCAAAUAGAUCAGGCAUCUAGUGAAGUGGAUGAUGUCGCAGUGCCUGACCCUGCGGAGGAGAAGGAAGAGUCCUCAACGCUGCCUGCGCUCAACGGAGCAGCAUCAAUACCCGAUGUUGAAGAACAAGCUGAGAUUGAGGCUGCGGAGUCUUUAAACCUCCUCGAGUCAGAAGACCCCUCGACAUUUUACUCUACGCGACUAUCUCUUUACCUCUCGAUACCUGCGGUCUCCCUAGAAACCGGCAGCUCUUCAGUCCUUGCGACUCAUCUGGCACCACUUCUCCUGACCUAUUUCCCACCUGCUCAAGGCAUCGUUCUGGGCUUCUCCGAUCCUGUGCUAUCUGCUAAGGCCGGCAGUGGCAAUAAUCUCCCUCUUGUAACUCCAAAAAAUGGUCAGCUGCAAUCCCAAGCUGAGGUAUUGUCCAAAACAUCCGAUGAGAAUGGUGUAUGUUGGGUUUGGCUCACUGCUACGUUUCUGGUGUUCCGACCAGAGCGUGGGGACGAACUGCAUGGCUGGACCAACGUAACCUCGGAAGGUUUCGUGGGACUAGUCAGCUACAAUUAUUUCCAGACAGCUGUUCACGAGAGUCGAAUACCCAAGAGUUGGAGAUGGAAUGGCCCAACGAAAGAACAAGCGGGGAAAACCAAGAAGAAGGCGAAGAAGGCCAGACUACGCGAUGCUGAGAACGAAGUCAGAGAAGAUGAAACAGUGGACGUUGAAGAAUCUUCCGCAGCACCGUAUCAGGACCGUUUACAAGAUGAUGGCGGCUUUUUCGCGGAUGCCAGUGGCUCGAAAAUUCCAGCGAUACUGAAAUACCGGGUGGUAGAUACUGAAGUGGUGCCUGCACACGACAGAUCCAAAUGGUCACUGCAAAUUGACGGAACUCUGCUUGACAAGAAAGCUGAGCAAGCCGCCCUAGAACAAGAGCGACGCGGUUUCGAGGCGACACAACAGCGCAGUCGGUCUCGUACACCUGGAGGAGACGUCGUUAUGACUGGAGCAUUAGGCUUGAGUCGUGAGGGCAGCGUUGCUUCGGCUGUGUCCGGGCAUGUUCCGGUUCGACAUAGGAGAGCAUAUUAA